Messenger RNA from Salpingoeca rosetta, 5283 nucleotides. RefSeq lists its product as uncharacterized. Gene Ontology annotation, cellular component: spindle pole. The transcript is spliced from 21 exons. Lineage: Eukaryota; Choanoflagellata; Craspedida; Salpingoecidae. Gene Ontology annotation, molecular function: protein binding. The record is from RefSeq and is a predicted model, not a curated record. Gene Ontology annotation, biological process: mitotic cell cycle; establishment of meiotic spindle localization; spindle organization. The coding region runs from base 1 to 5283 and encodes 1760 amino acids.
AUGGACGACUGUGAGCAGGUGCUGCUGGACCUGCAGCAGGCAACGCUUGCUCUGGACGAGCAGGAAGAAACAAGCCCAGACGUCGCCGAGACAAUGACAGCGCUGGGAAGCACAGUCGAGCUGUCAAGCGACAUGCUGCACAACGCCAACAUCAACACAAAUAACGACACCAACGGCAACAACGACAUCGCUGACACCGACAGCGCUGACACCACUGACACGCACUGCAAUGCAACAGGCGCAGCAACGAGCACAGCCAACAAUGAUGGCAGCAAGGACACGACGCAAGAUGCGGCCGCUGAACUUGCACAGCUGCUUGAGCAUGCCACUGUCAUGCCGCUUGACGGUUGCUACGGCUCGACACCCCUCGACCUGGGAAGCGCGGUCAUGGGCUCCACAACAACCCGCGCACUCAUUGUGCGAAACACUACUGCAAGGCCCCAGCAGGUCACAAUUGAGCGCUUUCCUUUCACCAAAGGCUUCUCCCUCUCCGUCCUCUCAAGCUCAGGGGAGCGUGAGGCGUACGACGCAGGUUCAGCCAGCAUUUCCUUCAGCCUAGACGCUGAAAGUGAGGUGACCCUCUUUGUCGGAUUCACAGCGCCCAAGACGGAAGAGGCGCGCUCCUAUCGCCACGUUGCAAGCUUCAUCACCGGUAAGCGCAGCUACAAGCUGUCGCUGCAAGUUGUGGCCACGGUGCCCCUGAAACCAAAACCGAAACGUACUCUUCGCGGGGCUGUGGGUCGCACAGGCCUCACAAGGAAGCACUCCCUUCGCGCGCCACUCAAGGCUGUCAACUCCGCCAAUCCCUCCAGGCUCAGGACUGCGACCACCGCGAAGCCGCAACAGCGGCAAACCCAGCGUGGCAACGCCGCCGCUGCUGAGGGCGAGAAAACGAUGGACCACAAGCCAAUCAAGCCAAAGGCAGUCAAGAUGCCUGCACGCAAGAAGAAAGCCAGCCCAUUUGCGGAUGACACCACCCAGCAGGAAUCGACACAGGAGCCGCAAGUGUCAGCACCGUCCCGCUUUGAUCGACAGGAGCGCGCCUACACCACUUGGAUCAACCACGUGCUUUCACCGGCUCGCAACGUCGUCAACAUGCACACGGAACGCGAGCUGCUCAAGCUGAGAUCCCGUGCAAAGGCAUUGCGCGCGUCAGAGACGGUUUCAAACGGACUGUCAAAGCUCUGGGAGAACAUUGAAGGGGGCGCGCUGGUUGCACGGGAAGAGUCUUGCAUUUUCCUCGACAUUCACUUGCGGGAUGAAGCUGUGCGCGUGUUCAUGUCCUUCCAGCCAGAGUGGCUAAGAUUCGGCCUGGAGACGCUGUUUGCGCAGCCAAUUGAGGUUGACGCCAGCAAUCCAAUGUCAUCUCUCAAAGCGUUUGUUGCCACCAAUGUCAUGGACAACGCCGACAUCAAGGAGCACUACUGUUUUCCUGCCGUGCCCAGCCACCUUGUGGAUGAGUUCCACACCACCAUGGCCAAUCACAUCCUCUUUACCAUGAUUGGUGUUGUGUUCCUUGUCGACCAGGCACGUGCCAAGUCCCUGCUGCCACACUCCCCGUGCGUGUUUAUGCCGGCGACAUUUGACUCCUCCAACGCCGUCCUGGCCUUCAUCUCAAACCAGUUUCUCAAGGGUGAAGGAUCCCUCGAAAAGCACCUGAGAUACCUUGGCCUCACCUUCUCGUACAAGCAGUCCUCCCUUGAAGAGUACGACUAUGAGGUGACCAACCUCUCCACGGACAUGCGUGAUGGUGUCAAGUUGUGGCGUGUGCUGUCUCUCAUGCACAGCAGCAACAGCAGCCGCACUGCCCUGCCAUACACACCUGUCGUCAGCCAGAACAAGGCAGUGUGGGUCAAGAACAACAAGCAAUAUCUCGCCGCCCUCAAGGCUGCCGGGUGCCAGCAAUUUUUCCCACAGCGGGCCGCUGAUGACCUCGCAAACGGGCACCGUGAUGUGACACUCUCUGUGCUGUGGGCCACCCUUGUCUGCUUCCGCAUCUGCAAUCCUCUUGACGAAGCCCUGCUUCUCGCAGAGAUUGCUCGCAUCAAGCGCAAUCCGCGGUACAAGCGCACGGACAGCCGCCGCGCCUCUGAGGCGCACAUGUACCAGAACAGCCCGCAAGUGAACCUCCUGCUGCAGUGGUGCCGUGCAGUGUGCAUGUGCUACGAUCUCGAGGUUGUCGAUUUCACGACGAGUUUCAGCGAUGGGCGUGCGCUGUGCUACCUCAUCAACUUCUACCACCCGCAGCUGCUCCAGCGAAGUGCCAUCAACACAAGCACCACCGCCACAGACACGAAGGACAAGACCUUUGAUGCCAGGAUGGCCGCUGUGCGCGAGUCUGACAAUGGAUUCUCCUGCGUGAUGAGCCCCGGUGUGAACCGUGUUGGUGGACGCUCUCGUCAGCAGCUUCUUGAGAACGAGAAGGGCAACUACAAGCUGAUUAGCCAGGCACUGAAGAAGCUUGGCGGCGUUCCCCUCCUCGCAAAGAGCAAGGACAUGUGCGGCACCGUCCCGGAUGAGCGUGUGGUGAUAUCGUACGUCUCGUGCCUCUGCACGCGCCUGCUUGACAUCAACCAAGAACAGCGCGCUUGCCUUGUCAUCCAACGUCACUGGCGCCGAUUCCACAAGCGUCGCGAGGAGGAAUUGGCAGUCGUCAAGCUGCAGCGGCAGUGGCGCAGUGUGCUGUUGAUGCGGGCGCAACAACGCGCCUACCAGCAGACAAGAACGGCCGUUAUUGCCCUUCAAAGCGGCGUGCGCAUGUGGCGCCAGCGUUGCGCCUUCCAACGUACCAUGCAUGCAAUCGUAGCUGUGCAAACAUGCGCGCGGAGGUGGGCUGCACGCCGGGUGCUCGCACAGCUCAAGCGCCACCACCACGCCGCCAUCACCAUGCAGUGCGCUGCACGUGCGUAUAUUGCCCGCCGUCGCACUGCUCUUCUGCGGGAAGCGCGUGACCGGCACCGCGCUGCAACGUGCAUCCAGCGCCACAUCCUCACCUGGCUGGCUCGUACACAGCACCAACAGCGCUGCAAGGCAGCAACCGCCGUCCAGGCCGUGUUCCGUGGACGCCAGGCGCGGCGACAGGCUGCACGCCGUCGCGCUGCCAUUCUCGUUCUUCAGUCUCGUGUGCGCGCUGUGCUGCUGGGCCGUUGGAUUCGAACGGCGUAUCUGCAGUACAAGGCUGCAGCGGUUGUGCUGCAGCGUGCUUGGCGUCAGCGCUGUUGCUUGCAGGCAACGCGGGCAGUGUGCCAGGAGCGCCGUAUCGCCGCAACAACCAUCCAGAGUACCUGGCGCAUGUGGAAGUGCAAGCAGCAGCGUCGCACGAGGAUGACAGCUCUUGUGACGUUGCAGUCGUUUGCACGCAUGUUCCAGGCGCAGAGGCAGCUGUCGACGCUUCGGCGGGAGCGGGCUGCGGCUGUGACCCUGCAAGCCGCUGUUCGAGGCAUGCGUGCCCGCCAAGUGCUGCGACAAACGCUCACACGCCGCAAGGAGACAUUUGCGGCUGUGUGCAUCCAGAAACAUGUGCGCGGCUGGCGUGCUCGCUGCGCAUUCACCCGCACACGUACGGCCACGACUACGAUCCAAGCCGCGCUCCGAGGCACGCUGGCACGCAAGGAGGCGCAGCGUCGUCGCAGCGCCAUUGCUGUGCUUCAGAUGCACGCACGGGCAACACUGCAGAUGCGAGGAGUGCGACGCGGGUUCUUGCAGUUCAAGACGGCCGCGAUCACGCUUCAGCGGCAGUGGCGACUGCGCACGGAGGCGAAGCACACGCGACAGCUGUGCGUGGUGCGGCGCAAUGCAAGCGUGUGCAUCCAGCGCACGUGGCGCAUGAGGCGUGCACGCUCACACUUUCUUCGGCUGCGCAGUGCAGCCGUUGUGCUUCAGUCUGCGGUUCGUGCCACAAUGGCUCGCCAGCACACAGCCCACCUUCGCCGCCGCCAAGCUGUUGUGCAGCGUGUCGCCCGUGGACUUCACCUGAACCUAUGCGCCAUCACCAUUCAGCGCGCGUUCCGGGGCUUUGCUGCGCGCAAGACUGCUGCUGUGGUCCUGCAGAAGCAUGCCCGCCGCCACCUCGCCCAGACGCGCUUCCGACGCACGCUGGCCGCUGUUGUGUGCCUGCAGCGUCACACGCGUGGGGUUGCCACACGCCGGGCGUACAAGGCGUGGCGUGCACAGCGGCUGGAGAGGCUGACUGGCGCCACGCGUGCGCACCUCGCUGCCACUAUGAUCCAGCGUGGCUAUCGCCGUUACAGGCAGCAGACACGGGCGGCCGUGCUGAUGCAGAAGACGGUGCGCGGGUUCCUUGCUCGUCGCCGCUUUGCUGCUGUGUGUACCUCUGUUGUUCGCCUGCAGUGCGCGUGGCGUUGCCUGCAAGCAGUGCGUGAAGUGCGACGACGCAAGGAAGCGGCGGAGCGGCGUGCACGCGUGCUCUUGCUGGGUGCGCGCAUGUUCCUGUCAACGGUGACCAUCCAGCGCCGUGUGCGUGCAUACCAGCAGCGGCAGCGGGAGGAGCGUGCCGCGUGUGUGAUUCAACGGCACUUCCGCGUGUGGAAGAAGCUGCACUCCAAGGCAUGCCGUGAGGGCGCAGCGACACGCAUCCAGGCGUGGUUCCGUGCGUACCGAAUCCGCAAGCGCAUGAGUGACCGCCUGAAACGCAUUCACCAGAACGUCAUGGAGGUGAACAGGCAGUACUGCCCGGAGGCGACGCUUGGGUGGAAGACCAACUCUGCGCUGACGGUGCUGCUCAAGUACAAGAAGGUCUCGCGCGUGCUGGAGGCACUGAAGAACCUCAACCGCAUGGCAGGCUUGUCUGCGGAGUGCUGUGGCCGUAUUGCCAGCCACGACGGCUUGGACGUGAUUUACACGCUCAUUCGCAGCUGCAACCGCUCCAAGCCUGAGAUGGCCAUGGUGGUGCAUUGCCUGAGCAUCAUUGAGAGCCUCCUGCGUCACGAUGUCACGUGCGAGCGGGUGAUGCAGAAUCUUCAGCUCGGAGAGCUCAUGUUUGACCUCACGCGUGGCUAUCGCGACAAUGCGGAGAUCUUUGAGCCGGCCUGCCGUCUCCUUCACCGCUGCUGCCAGGAGCCGAGCCACCGCGAACGCUUGCAGAAGGACCGCUCCUACAUGAAGCGCCUCGCCUCUCUCAUCAACAUGACCGAGCGCAAGGCCAACGUGUUCAUCAAAGCCAAGACUUCCGCUCGCAAGGAGGAAGCUACAUCGCUGCUGGAACUUGUUGGCUUGCUCAAGGACAUCCAGCGCACGCUCAACCCACAGGAGCAGCACAACUGA